GUCGAGAACAACCCCAACACACGAAAUGGCCUCCCCCGCACCCCCCGUCGAUGGCAUUGGUAUCGCCAACCUCCCCAACCAGAGGCACAAGAUUGUCGCCAAGAGCGGUGCACACUUCACCAUGAUGGUUGUUGGCGAGUCCGGUCUGGGAAAGACGACGCUCGUCAACACCCUUUUCACAACCGAGCUCUCCCCGGCGAAAAACUACACCAAGCGGCACUACAAGCAGCUUGACAAGCUCACCGAGGUCGAGAUUAUCAAGGCCGAGCUCGAGGAGAAGCAAUUCAAGGUCAAGCUCUCCGUCAUUGACACCCCCGGUUUCGGCGACUACGUCAACAACCGCGACUCGUGGUCGCCCAUUGUCGAUUUCAUCGACGACCAGCACGAAGCGUAUAUGCGCCAGGAGCAGCAGCCCGAGCGCGAGGAGAAGACCGACCUCCGUGUCCACGCAUGCCUGUACUUCAUCCGCGCUACCGGACACACGCUCAAGCCGCUCGACAUCGAGAUCAUGAAGCGCCUCGGCACGCGCGUGAACCUCAUCCCGGUCAUCGCGAAGGCGGACACGCUCACGCAGAACGACCUCGCCGUCUUCAAGCAGCGCAUCCGCGAGGUCAUCGCCGCGCAGGGCAUCCGCAUCUACCAGCCCCCGGUGGAGGCGGACGACGACGCGGCCGCGGAGCACGCGCGCAUGCUCUCGGAGGCGAUUCCCUUCUCGAUCAUCGGCUCGACCGAAGACGUGCAGACGCCCGACGGGCGCACCGUCAAGGGACGCGAGUACCUCUGGGGCGUUGCCGAGGUGGAGAACGAGAACCACUGCGAUUUCCGCAAGCUGCGCUCGUUGUUGAUAAGGACGCACAUGCUGGACCUGAUCUCGACGACGGAGGAGCUGCACUACGAGAACUACAGGCAGCAGCAGAUGGAGACGCGCAAGUUUGGCGAGCCCAAGGUCAAGAAGGUGGAUAAUCCCAAGUUCAAGGAGGAGGAGGAGCAGCUCCGCCGGCGCUUCACCGAGCAGGUCAAGGCUGAGGAGGCGCGCUUCAGGCAGUGGGAGCAGCAUCUCAUCGCCGAGCGCGACAGACUCAACAAGGACCUCGAGAUGGCGCACAGCGCCAUCAAAGCCCUCGAAGCCGAGCUCGACAACCUCCAGGCCGGCUACGGCCGCGGCACCACCAGACGGUAGACGACUCGGCGCCCUACGUCCGUGUUGUUUUCCAUGCCGGCGUGCAAGCUGUUUCAUUAUACCCUACGCACAUAUCCUUCGACGCUCGUUUAUUGGAAUGGAAGCGGUGCCUUGACUUGUCGAACACUCCAUUCACGUUCUCACUCUCGUUGGUUUCCCCCCCUGGCCCAUUGGAUUUCCUUUCUAAUUACCUCGUUUACUUCGCCUACCGUACUUCAUCUGUUUUUCUUUUUUGCAGCACUGACGAUAUAUGACGGUAACUGCACGCACGUUUCCUGCGUUCGUCUACGCGAAGAGAAUUAUAAGUGACGACUGCCGAAGUCCCCAAUGCUCAAAAUUGAAUGCAAAUGUGUUCG
This is a messenger RNA of Coniophora puteana RWD-64-598 SS2, 1536 nucleotides long. Its product is annotated as Septin. Gene Ontology annotation, biological process: cytoskeleton-dependent cytokinesis. Lineage: Eukaryota; Fungi; Basidiomycota; Agaricomycetes; Boletales; Coniophoraceae. The coding region runs from base 26 to 1180 and encodes 384 amino acids. Gene Ontology annotation, cellular component: septin ring; microtubule cytoskeleton; cell division site. The record is from RefSeq and is a predicted model, not a curated record. The transcript has 5 exons. Gene Ontology annotation, molecular function: molecular adaptor activity; GTPase activity; GTP binding.